Messenger RNA from Phodopus roborovskii (desert hamster), 4287 nucleotides. RefSeq names its product phospholipase B1 (gene Plb1). The coding region runs from base 206 to 4279 and encodes 1357 amino acids. NCBI's taxonomy places the organism in Eukaryota, Metazoa, Chordata, Mammalia, Rodentia, Cricetidae. The transcript is spliced from 57 exons. Gene Ontology annotation, biological process: phospholipid metabolic process. Gene Ontology annotation, cellular component: brush border membrane. Gene Ontology annotation, molecular function: A2-type glycerophospholipase activity; retinyl-palmitate esterase activity; phosphatidylcholine lysophospholipase A1 activity. The record is from RefSeq and is a predicted model, not a curated record.
UUCCCAAAUUCAUAGCUUUUCCAUACAGAACACACUGGCAUGGCAGCCACAGGAAGUGUUGCAGGCCCUGAAGAAUUUUCCAUUCCCAUGCAAGGCAAAGAAGUUAGGACUGAGUACACCUUCAAAGUCAGUUCACUCUCUGACACCAUCAGACAUUAAACUUGUGGCAGCCAUUGGCAACCUGGGAACUCCUCCAGACUCUGGCAUGGUCUCCAUGAAGAAAACUCAAAGCAUUGAGAACGAACCACAGCAUGCGUGCAUGGAAGUCAUGACAGUCCUUUCAGAUAUCAUCAGACAUUUCAACCCUUCUGUUCUGAUGCCCACGUGCUCUCCUGGGAAGAGCGGUGCAGCCCACAAUAUGGUUGAAGACUUGUGGAUGCAAGCUAAAGAGCUGGUGAGACAUUUGAAAGAGAACCCGCAACUUGACUUUGAGAAUGACUGGAAACUCAUUACUGUGUUCUUCAGUAACACAAGCCAGUGUCACCUGUGUCCCUCUGCUCAGCAGAAAAGACAUUUGAUGAGGAACAUGGAAAAGCUGUGUGAGAUACUGGAUUACCUGCACCAGGAGGUCCCCAGAGCAUUUGUGAAUUUGGUGGAUCUCUCUGAGGUUUUGGCCAUGUCUCAUCACCAUCAAGAGACUGGGUUCAGCCCUAUACCAGAGCUUUGCCAUUGCUCAGAGGAUACCACGAAGUUGUCCAAGGCUGUCAUGCAGUGGUCCUAUCAGGAAACCUGGGAAGGUCUCCUGGCCUCCAGCAAGUUCAACAAGCAUGAGUCCUUCACAGUGGUUUUCCAGCCUUUCUUCUAUGAGGUAGAACCACCUUCGGAGGAGAGGUCUGCACCCCAGGAUCCCAGCACACUUGCCCUCAGGAUCUGGAAUAACAUGAUGAAACCAGUGGGCCACAAAGAUGAGCUAAUUGAUACACUUGAGAGGAAGAUGAUGAAAUGUCCGUCUCAGGAGAGUCCCUAUCUGUUUACCUAUAGAAACAGCAACUACCAGGCCAAAACGUUGAAACCCAUUGCAAAGCUUCAGGUGAGAGAAGGCACAGAAUUCAGCUGUUCUGACAAGGACCCCUCGGACACAGUCCCCACAACAGUUCACAGGCUGAGACCAGCUGACAUCAAGGUGAUCGGGGCAAUGGGUGACUCUCUCACGGCAGGCAAUGGGGCUGGGGCCAAGCCUGGGAAUGUCUUGGAUGUUCUAACUCAAUACCGAGGCCUGUCCUGGAGCGUUGGAGGAGAUGAGAACAUCAGGACCGUGACCACGCUGGCCAACAUCCUCCGAGAAUUCAACCCCUCCUUGAAGGGCUUCUCUGUUGGCACGGGGAAAGAAAACACUGCCAAAGCAUCCUUCAACCAAGCCGUAGCAGGAGCCAAAGCUGAAGACUUAGUUUCCCAGGCCCAAAAGCUGGUGAGCUUGAUGAAGGCAGACAAGACAAUAAACUUUCAGGAGGACUGGAAGAUAAUCACUGUGUUUAUAGGAGGCAAUGACCUCUGUGCUUCUUGCAAUGACCUGGUUCACUAUUCUCCCCAAAACUUCACAGACAACAUCAAGAAGGCCCUGGACAUCCUCCAUGCAGAGGUUCCCCGGGCCUUUGUGAACAUGGUGGAAGUGAUUCAGAUCAUCGGCCUGAGGGAACUGUACAAAGAAACUCAAGUCAGCUGCCCACGGUUGAUCCUCAGGAACCUGUGUCCUUGUGUCCUGAAGUUUGAGGAUAACUCAGCAGAAUUUGUUGCCCUGGUUGAAAGGAACAGGCAGUAUCAGAAAGGAACUGAACAGCUAAUCAAAAGUGGGCGAUACGACACCAGGGAUGAUUUCACUGUGGUUCUCCAGCCAUUCUUUGAAAAUGUAGCCGUGCCACGGACCCCGGAGGGCUUACCCGACAACUCCUUCUUUGCCCCUGACUGUUUCCACUUUAGUGGCAAGACUCAUGCCCGCUCAGCCAUUGCCCUCUGGAGGAACAUGCUGGAACCUGUUGGCCACAAGACAAGACAAUAUGAUUUUGAAAACAAGAUGCCUAUCAUGUGUCCGAACCAGACCUUACCAUUUCUGAGCACCUACAAGAACAGCAACCAGGGUUAUGGAACCUGGACAUUAUGCAAGGACAAAGCCCCUUCUGCCUCACCACCAACCUCAGUGCAUGCCCUGAGACCUGCGGACAUCCAAGUUGUGGCAGCUCUGGGAGGCUCUCUGACCGCUGGCAAUGGAAUUAGCUCCCCAGAAGGUGAUCUCUCCGAUGUCAACACACAAUAUCGAGGACUUUCAUAUAGUGCUGGUGGAGAUGAGUCCCUAGAGAAUGUGACCACCUUGCCCAACAUUCUACGGGAAUUUAAUGGAAACCUCACAGGCUAUGCAGUAGGCAUCGGUGACGUCAAUUCUACAAAUGCAUUCCUUAACCAGGCUGUUCCUAGGGCGAAAGCUGAGAACCUUGCAAGCCAAGUCCAGAUUCUGGUUCAGAAGAUGAAGAAUGACCAGAGAGUGAACUUCCUCCAAGACUGGAAGGUCAUCACAGUCAUGAUCGGGGCCAGUGACUUGUGUGACUUCUGCACGGAUUCGAAUCGGUACUCUGCAGCCAACUUUCUUGACCAUCUCCGCAAUGCCUUGGACAUCCUGCAUAGGGAGGUACCCAGAGCCCUGGUCAACCUCGUGGACUUCAUGAACCCCAGUAUCAUUCGGCAAGUGUUCCUGAAGAAUCCUGACAAGUGCCCAGUACAUCAGGCCAGUGUUCUCUGCAACUGUGUUCUGACCCCCGGAGAGAAUUCCCCAGAGCUGGCCAGGUUGGAGGCCUUCACCAAGUCCUACCAGAGUAGCAUGCUCCAGCUGGUUGAGUCGGGCCGCUACGAUACCCGGGAGGACUUUACUGUGGUAUUGCAGCCCCUUUUCCUCAACGCCAGGCUCCCCAUCCUGGAGGAUGGUCAUCCAGAUGCCUCCUUCUUUGCCCCAGACUGCAUCCUUCCUAACCAGAAAUUCCACUCCCAGCUCUCGAGAGCCCUUUGGGCCAAUAUGCUUGAACCUCUGGGAAAGAAAACUGAUACGUUGGACCUGCGAGCAUUCAUAGCCAUGGCCUGUCCAACCCAGGAUGAACCCUUCCUGAGAACCUUCCGGAACAGUGACUACAUGUACCCAACCAAGCCAGCCAUUCAGAACUGGGGCAGUGACUUCCUGUGCACAGAGCGGAAUCCUUCCAGCAGCGUGCCCAGCUCAGUCCAUGAGCUCCGACCAGCAGACAUCAAGGUGGUGGCAGCACUAGGUGACUCUGUGACUACAGCCUUGGGAGCUCGACCAAGUGAGUCCAGCAAUCUAACCACCCCCUGGAGGGGACUGUCGUGGAGCAUUGGAGGAGAUGGAACAUUGGAGACCCAUACCACACUGCCCAACAUACUGAAGAAGUUCAACCCUUCCAUCCUUGGAUUCUCUACCGGUACCUUGGAAGAGACGGCAGGAUUAAACGUGGCCCAAGAAGGGGCCAGAGCUCAGGACAUGCCGGCCCAGGCCCAGGCUCUGGUGGAGAGAAUGAGAAACACACCUACGAUCAACCUAGAGGAAGACUGGAAGCUGGUUACUCUCUUCAUCGGGGUCAAUGACCUGUGUCAUUACUGUGAGAACCCGGAGAACCUCUUGGCCAAUGACUAUGUCAAGCACAUCCAGCAGACCUUGGACAUCUUCUAUAAGGAGCUUCCCAGGGUUUUCAUCAAUGUGGUGGAGGUCAUGGAGCUGGCUGGCCUGCACCAAGAUGGGAAGUGUUCCAUGCCACUGGUAGCUCAGAACUGCAGUUGCUUUAAACACACUCAAAGUCCCAUGGCCAUGCAGGAGCUGAAGAGGGUGAACUGGAACCUCCAGAGUGGCAUCUCCGGGCUCUCCUACGGGCAGCAGUACAUGCAGCGUGAGGACUUUGCAGUCGUCGUGCAGCCUUUCUUCCGGCAAACUCUCAUCCCACUGAAUGAGCAAGGGGGCAUGGACCUCACCUUCUUCUCUGAAGACUGUCUCCACUUCUCAGAACGAGGGCAUGCUGAGAUGGCCAUUGGCCUCUGGAACAACAUGCUGGAACCAGUAGGCCAUAAGACAACCUCCAAUAACUUCACAUACAGCCGAACCAAACUCAAGUGUCCUUCGCCUGAAAGCCCUCUCCUCUACACCCUUCGGAAUACUCAGCUUCUCCCAGACCAGGUGGCUGAAGUGUCCUCCAAGGUGCUGUACUGGGCAGUGCCAGUGGCGGCAAUAAGUGGACUGGUGGUUGGCAUCCUUGGAGUGAUGCUGUGGAGAGCCCGAAGACGCUCCUGAAAGGAAGU